Staurois parvus is the source of this 963-nucleotide messenger RNA. The record is from the annotation of a GenBank genome assembly. NCBI's taxonomy places the organism in Eukaryota, Metazoa, Chordata, Amphibia, Anura, Ranidae.
GAUCCACUCUGGCAAUGUUUUCUAGAAAGUUCAAGGUCAGCUCAUCCUGGGGUCACAAUUGCUCCUCCACCUUCCACUGGAGUUGAUGGAGCUAAACUGCAUUGUUGCUCAAAAGCAAAUUCAUCAAAAUGUAGGGAAUUGUGUACAAAAUUAUACAGUACCAGCUGGGGAAAUACUCAAAACUGGCAAAAGUUUGAUAAUGAAUGUGAAUACAACCCAUCAGAGUCACCAAUGCUAACGUGCCUAGCAGACGUAAGAGAACCUUGUCAACUGGGAUGUCGGAACCUUACUUACUGUACCAACUUUAAUAACCGGCCAAUUGAACUAUUCAGGAGUUGUAAUGCACAAUCAGACCAAGGAGCAAUGAAUGACAUGAAGUUGUGGGAGAAAGGUAGCAUCAAGAUGCCUUUCAUGAACAUUCCAGUUCUAGAUAUUCGAAAGUGUCAUCCUGAAAUGUGGAAGGCAAUUGCUUGUUCUUUGCAGAUCAAACCUUGCCAUGGUAGAUCUCGGGGCAGCAUAAUUUGCAAAGCAGAUUGUGUGGAAAUACUAAGAAAGUGUGGAGAUCACAGUAGAUUUCCCGAAAGCCACACAGCUGAAAGCAUAUGUGAAAUGCUGUCUUCCACUGAUGACACAGAGGACUGUAUUCCUUUGGAAACCUAUCUUCGAUCAAGCUCACUGGAUAAUGAGGUAGAGGAUGUUACACAUCCAUGCAACCCAAACCCAUGCCCAUUGAAUCAUUUGUGUGAGGUGAACAGAAAAGAAUGUCUUCCUGGAGAACCAUGCCUUCCAUAUUCCUGUGCACAAGGCUGCAAACUGGGAGAAGCAUCUGACUUUCUUGUGCGGCAGGGAACUCUCAUUCAAGUACCAUCAGGAGAAGUAGGCUGUUAUAAAAUAUGUACUUGUGGACAAAGUGGAACUCUUGAAAACUGUAUGGAACUGAAUUGUAUUGACCUACAGAAGUCG